UUCCUGCAGUUAAACUGGUUGGGCUGGAGACAGACAUGACACUGACAGCCUAGAUCUGUUUAUCAACAACUAUUAACACCGUUUAGCUGUUCCCCUCGGAUUUUCCUACAUUUUUUACAGGCGUUUUUUUCUUUUUUUUCCUUUUACAGUCGCUGAAUUUAGAUUACACAACAGUUGUUGGAGCCUCCACCUGUUAUCGGCUGAUUCUGAGGGCUAAGUUGGCUAACGACUGCUAGCUUAUAUAAGCCAAGUGUGACUUUAUUCUGUGCCUCGGCUGCGUGUGUCAAGGUUAUCAACAUGCUACUGUGAGUGACGUACAGAGUAUUAAUACUUACAAUGGCCAUCUUGGGGGUUCAAGGAUGCUCCAAUCCAGAAAGCUGCCCGCCGACUCUUGCCCCCAACACCUCCAGGGAGUACUGCUACUCUGGUCGAAUCCUCAGUACAGUGCUCCAAGGGCUGCCCUUCGGUGGGGUGCCCACUGUCCUUGCCCUUGACUUUAUGUGUUUUUUGGGGCUGCUGUUUGUGUUCUCCUUCUUGAGAAAAGUAGCAUGGGACUAUGGACGCCUCGCCCUGGUCACAGACGCUGACAGAAGAGCGGAUCAACGGUACAGUCGUCUGGAUGAUCGGGAAUAUAUGGCUUCCGGCAUGACGUCAGAGACCUCUGAGCGCUAUGAGCGCCUCACCUCAGUUUCCAGCUCAGUGGACAUUGACCAGAGAGACACGGGCUUCUGCUCGUGGCUGACUGCCAUCUUUCGGAUCAAGGAAGAUGAGAUAAGGGACAAAUGCGGGGAAGAUGCAGUGCAUUACUUGUCCUUCCAGCGACAUAUCAUUGGCCUGCUGGUAAUCGUGGGCGUGCUCUCUGUGGGCAUCAUCUUACCUGUCAACUUCUCUGGAAACUUACUAGAAAACAAUGCAUACAGUUUUGGGCGAACCACUAUAGCAAAUUUGAAUGCAGAUAACGCACUACUUUGGCUGCACACUACCUUUGCAUUUCUCUACCUGUUACUCACGGUGUACAGCAUGAGACGGCACACAUCCAAGAUGCACUACAGAGAGGAUGAUCUGGUGAAACGCACUUUAUUUGUUAAUGGCAUUUCCAAAUAUGCAGAGGAGGCCGAGAUAAGGCAACACUUUGAGCAGGCGUAUGAAAACUGCACUGUGCUAGAGGCUCGCAUCUGUUAUAAUGUGGCCAGGCUGAUGAGUCUCAACUCUGAAAGGAAGAAAGCAGAGCGCAGCAAGAAAUUCUUUGUUGACCUGCAGACCAAGGAGCAUAUUACCACUAUGAUCAACCCAAAGCCCUGUGGACAUCUCUGCUGUUGUGUCAUCAAAGGGUGCGAACAGGAGGAGGCUGUGAGUUAUUACACCAAGCUGGAGGCAAAUCUGAAGGAUGACUACAGGAAGGAGAGAGAGAAGAUUAACAGGAAACCAUUAGGAAUGGCCUUUGUCACCUUCCAGAAUGAGUCCAUCACUGCCACAAUUUUAAAGGACUUUAACGCCUGCAAGUGUCAGGGCUGUCACUGUCGUCGCGAGCCCAAGUGCUCUCAGUUCAGCUCCAAGCUGCACACGCACUACUGGACCGUCGGCUACGCGCCCGAUCCACAGAACGUCUACUGGGAGCAUCUGUCAGUGGGAGGAUUCUCAUGGUGGCUCCGCUGCUUCAUCAUCAACUGUGUCCUCUUUCUUCUGCUCUUCUUCCUCACCACCCCAGCUAUCAUUAUCUCCACUAUGGACAAGUUUAACGUAACCAAACCAGUGGAGUACCUAAAUAACCCAAUCAUCACCCAGUUCUUCCCCACACUUCUUCUGUGGGCUUUCUCCGCCUUGCUUCCUACUAUUGUCUACUACUCUGCCUUCUUCGAAGCACACUGGACCCGAUCGGGGGAAAACAGAACCACAAUGCAUAAAUGCUACACUUUCCUGAUCUUCAUGGUCCUGUUGCUGCCCUCCCUAGGACUCAGCAGUCUGGAUGUUUUCUUCCGUUGGGUUUUUGACAAAAGUUUCUUGGCAGAUGCUAAAGUGAGAUUUGAGUGCGUAUUCCUCCCUGACAAUGGAGCCUUCUUUGUGAACUAUGUCAUUGCAUCUGCAUUCAUUGGUAAUGCCAUGGACCUGUUGAGAAUCCCUGGUCUACUCAUGUACAUGAUACGCCUCUGCCUGGCUCGCUCUGCCGCUGAGAGGAGGAACGUGAAACGGCACCAAGCCUAUGAGUUCCAGUUUGGGGCAGCGUAUGCAUGGAUGAUGUGCGUCUUCACCGUGGUCAUGACCUACAGCAUCACCUGCCCAAUCAUCGUCCCUUUCGGUCUGAUGUACAUGCUACUGAAACACCUCGCAGACAGGUACAACAUGUACUACGCCUAUCUGCCAACCAGACUGGAUAAGAAAAUUCAUUCUGGAGCUGUCAACCAAGUGGUGGCUGCCCCCAUUCUCUGUCUGUUCUGGCUUUUGUUCUUCUCCACUGUCCGCUCGGGGUUUUCUGCGGCAACGUCCAUGUUUACCUUUGUGGUUUUGAUAAUCACAAUCAUCAUUUGCCUGUCUCAUGUCUGCUUUGGACAUUUUAAAUAUCUAAGUGCUCACAACUAUAAGAUUGACUCCCAGGAUGUAGACGCCGGGGAGAAUGGACGCCCGGUGUGCAGGACUACUGCGAGCAAGGCAGCGCAAAUGUACAUCGCUCAGGUACUUCAGGACCCGGGAUCAGAGGAGGCUGGAUCAGGCAGCGGGGACGACGGUCAGGGGUCCUCGCAGGACGAAGACAUAAUCAAUGUUCAAAAUGGCCUGAAUGAGGACUUCCAGUCUGGUGAGGACAGCCUCAUUGAUAAUGAGGUGCGGCAUUGAAACGGCCAGGAAGAGGAUGGAAAAACGGUUUAGUCUAACUUAAUGAGUGCACUGAAUAUGUGAAUUAAAUAUGGAACUGAACCAACAGUUCUCCAAAGCAUCUCAAGCUCCACAGAGGGACCUUACACUAACUAACAUAAGCACACAUGCUACUAAGGAUUAAAUGGAUUCUCUCAAGGAGAUUUUCUUCAUUGGGUCUUAUCAAACUACAUCUUCUGUGUACCUGCAGUGGCUAUGUACUCUGACAAUAGAUGGGCAGCAACAUCCGUCUGUUCUGAAGAAAAAACAACAACAACAAACUGUGGCGCACCCCAAAUCACUGCACAUGGACCAAUGGAAAGAAAAGACACUAAUGCACACACAAAGAAUUGUUUGCCUUUUCUUUGAAGGGGAGGAUGUUCUCUAUAUUCCCUUAACUUUAUUGCACUUGAAUGAAAGAACCUGUAAGUUUUACUACGGUACUGCAGUUCAGCAUGCAUAUUAAAAGGAGUGAGGGAUUUUUCUAUCUCCCAUAAUCCUUUGCCAUUAUCUCUAACUGUCUGCUCGAGAUGUUAACCAUUACUAAGCGGCUUAUGAGAGACCAGAGCGAGACUGUAGAUCCCAUGUUAGCAGAUACUUUAGCAUAUGCAGAUGUGAUGGUCUUUAAAUUGUUCUUUCAACUUCAUAGAAGUCUUUAAAGAAAACACAAUUAAAACAUUUAUUCCUAACACUCCUGGAAGCUUUGAAGUAAUUAAAGCUGCGAAAAAACUCUGGAUUUGUAAAGUAGCCUAUUUUGCCUUGAUAUUUAUUUGUAGGCAUGGAUUUCUUUUUUUAAUUCUGCCGAGCCCAGUAUAUACCCCGUAACUACAGUAUGGAAGUAGACUAUUCCAUCUUGGCACACUACACUGGUAGAAGAGAUGUGUUUGUUGUUCAGUCUCUGAGCCUUUGUUGAGACUGCUGUUGGACUGCUGCUACUGACGCUGCCCCGCGCGCGGCUGCUGCGGGAGCGCUGGAGACCGACAGCACGGGGGUUUGUUCGUGUUGUUCACAACAGGGAGAGUGGCCUCGCUUCGGUUUUCCAGGGUCUGUUUUAGAUCAUGCUCAGUGUGACCCGUUCUGUUUCAAGUAUUUUCAUUUACGUGUUUUUGUUUUGUUUGUUUUGUUUUUUAAUGUUAAUGUUUACGUUUCCUUCUAGAGAUAUUGCAAUUAGCAUUUAGCGCAGACGGCUGAUGUUAGUUUGACGUAAAUGAAAGUCUCAUUAGUCUGUCAGGCCUUCUGCGGUUCUAACGUAUCUUAUUUAGACACUUCAUCAAAUAGGUAACAUAUUGUACAUUCUCUUGGUUAGCGAGUAUUGUUACAACUUCCCAUUUAUCAGUACUUUUAUGUUGUAGGAUUUUUUUAAAUAUAAAACUGUAUAAAAUCUUGGCUGCACAUGAGAGUUUAGCAGUUACAGUUGAUGACCAGUGAAUGAAUUCCAGAUCUGUUCAUCUUUACUUGGAAAGGAACAAAAACUAAUUUGCGUUACUUCUCCUUUAGUUCUAAUCAAAGCAUCAGCUUUAAAUCCUACGGUAUCACAAAUGCAGGUUGAUUGCUACAAGGCCCUCGGCCGUGUCGGGAAGCCUGCACUAAACUCCACACUGGAUUGCGGAGCAUCCAGAAUAAAUGUUUAACAUAUCCCUAAUCUGCCACAACUACAUUAUACUGUUCUUUUUUUUUUUUUUUUUUUUUACUCUCAUUAAAACACCAAGUCAUUAAUUGUAUUAUUUUACAGAAAAUCCCAUGUAUUUAUUACCUCAGUCAGGAUUUCUCUAACUUCUUGUCACUUUAUUUUUUCUUUACUCAAGACAACACUAUGAGCUGCCCCAUUAACAACUUUUCUUUUUCUUGGAUACAGCAAGGCAAGAACCACUAUAAUUUGUCACUGUGGACCAGUUUUUACUAUUACUAACAUGAGACACGAUAGGAAACCCAGCUACUUACUGAACUAUUGUGGGAAAUAUGCACUAAUCUUCCUGUCACUUGAAUGACUGACGAAGAGGAGCACGCCACCGUGAGUGUGGUAACUACGACACUGAACUGUUUCCAUACUUUAUAUCAGCACCACGUUUGUAUAACUAUGGUACUAACAAGAGAUAUGUUUGACACCACUGUGCCUGGUGCUCUUCUCGUCAUGAUGUGGGGAUUUCUUUUUUUUUUUUUUUUCUCCUUGAACCUCUGGGAUGUCUGUGAAUCUCUGAAUGUGUCCUAAAAUAACAACUACUGUUCAGCCCUGAUGGCGAGGCUUCAAAUCUCCGCUUGUCUAACAGCUCCUCUUUUUUAUAUUUAAGCGCUGAAUGUAGGUUUAUAAUACCAAAAAUCUUUGUCCGAUAAAUGUGGCCUAAGUAUUAAUGCAACUGCUGUAUUUAAACAACUUUGAAAGGGCGUUUCUCUUGCUAAUGAGUAAUUUAACGUUUCAUACUGUAACAGAAGUCACUGGUAUCCAGCCCACGUGGUGGCAUUUAAUUUGCAAACACUGUAGAUCUGCUCUUGUUGGUUGGACCUCAAGCAUCCCAAGCCCUUGUGAAGGUGGUUUGUUUUAAUUCAGCUUAUCUUUAUUAGUUCUCUAUAGUCAGCCAAAGUCACUGGGGUGGAAAAAGUGUUGCUUUUGUAAACAGCCAAGCUAAACGGAUGUUAUCAGCUUGUUUGUACAGUAAUAUGUGUUCAGAAGGGUGGUAAAACUGGAGGAAUGUGUUUUUGUGUGCCCUGCUUUUUUCUUUUUUUUUCCUUUUCUGGAUGUUUCUCGAUAAGAACAAUAGCAGAUCUCCGCGUUUCCCUGUCUCAUUUUGUCAUUCUUUUCAAAGGGCCGUUUGUACAACGGAUAUACGAUGUAUAUAUCUGUUCUUCUGCCAAGCUCUCAACAAUAAAGCUGCAUUUAAUCAAGUCUGUUUAGCAGAAGAGUUUCUGUUUAA
Molecule: messenger RNA, 5756 nt
Organism: Cololabis saira (Pacific saury)
Lineage: Eukaryota; Metazoa; Chordata; Actinopteri; Beloniformes; Belonidae
Product: CSC1-like protein 2
Exons: 24
Coding region: 337-2829 (830 amino acids)
Cellular component (GO): plasma membrane
Molecular function (GO): nucleic acid binding; calcium-activated cation channel activity
Source: RefSeq, a predicted model, not a curated record